This is a messenger RNA of Mus musculus (house mouse), 6507 nucleotides long. RefSeq names its product kelch-like 33 (gene Klhl33). Bases 2098 to 3699 code for a protein of 533 amino acids. NCBI's taxonomy places the organism in Eukaryota, Metazoa, Chordata, Mammalia, Rodentia, Muridae. The record is from RefSeq and is marked inferred. The transcript is spliced from 3 exons.
CUCCAGUGAUGAGUAGCAGGGAGAUCCCAAGUGGCUGUGAGCUUUUCACAAUCCACUCUCAGAUAAAAAUGUUGCUUGGCGAUGUGAAAGCUGAGCUGGUUUAGCUCAUUGUCCAGAAUGUAGAUUUUUGCCUCAGACAACAUAGAGCAGGAAGCUGUAACUGAUGUUUGCUGUUUGGGAAGUACCAGGCCACUACAUACUGCAUAUGUAUAAAGGAAACAUCAUUAGUAUCCCUUUGAGAGAUACACAUUCUACAGCUGGUCAAAAGAGCAUUGGAGUUAUACAAAUCACAGGGAGCAUGGAGGCCUAAGGCUUUCUGAGAUACUUUCUAGCAGAGUGUUUGUCUUUCUGUCACGAAACACUUCAAACACAAAGCAAAAAAAGAAAAAAAAAAGAAAAGAAGAGAAAAGAAAAGAAAAACACAAGCCUUCAUCACACUGGCUUAACGAUUAAUAUGCUACCAUGUUCAUUUCAUCUCAUUCUUUCUAGUUGACAUCUUAUUGAGGGAUAGGUGUUCUAAAAACAAAGGAGAGGUGAGAGAGAUGACUUGUGGUUAAAAGCUCUGUCUCAUCUUCUAGAGGACACAGCUCAGUUCUCAGCAUCCAUACUGGACACAUCACAACUGUCUUGAGAACCCAUGCUCCUACACACACAUUCACACAUAGGUGCACACAUAAGCAUCAUUGAAAUAAUAAAAAUAUCUUUUGAAAGGAUAUUUGAGCUUUUGCUUUCUGUUUUAUUUCUCCUUUUGAAGAGUCUCACUGAGUUCCCCAGGUCGGUCUUGAAUGCAUUCUGCAGCCCAGGCAGGCGUUGACCUUACUGCUCUCUUGCAUUAGCCUUCAGGUAACUGGGGUUACAAAGCCUUAGACACAAAGCACAACCCUAUUCUUUAACUCUUCUGUACUUAAAAAUGACUACACUUAAUGAUUCAUGUGUGUGUGUGUGUGUGUGUGUGUGUGUGUGUGUGUGUGUGUGAACAGCAGGACACUAGAGUACUCCUGUGCUUAUGUGCAGUCAGAGGACAGCUUGCUGGAAGCAGCUGGCGCCUUCCACUAUGUGGGCCCCACAGUUAGAACUCAGGUCCUUAGGCUUAAAGACGAUUUCCUUUACCUACUGAGCCAUCUUGCCUGCCCCCUGUUUCUUUCUUUCUUUAUUUUCUUAGAGGUUUGCUUUAUUUUAUGUAUACAUGAGUGCCUGUAUGUGUAUCAUGUACCACAUGUGUGCCUGGUGCCUACAGAGGCUAGAAGAGGGUGUCCAACCCCCUGGAACUGGAUCUACAGGUGAUUGUAAGCUGCCAGGUGAGUGCUGGAAACCAAAACCAUGUUCUCUGCAAGAGCAGCAAGUAUACCACUAUACCUGGCUGGCUUGAGUGGAGCCAUUGGACAGGAUGGCUGAUGGCUUCGACUCAUGAAUCUAUGAAUAGAAAACCCUUAUUUUGUAUACAAUGCAGUGAUACCUCUAUAAGUUACACUUUGUUCUAUUCAGUUUAUUUUAUGUCCUCGUUAGCAAAUGCUGUCUAUGGGAUUUUUCUCAACUCGACUCAUUAAGACUGUUUUUCUAACUACCAGGAACCCAAAACACCAAAGUGACCUCCAGACAGUAACAUGAGAAUAAUACAGGAUACUUGAAAACGUCAAAAUAAAGGUUGAGUAUUGGUAGUCAUGUCAGUAAGUCCCAGAUUAGCCAACACUACAUCGUGAGAUCCCGUCUCCAAAAAAACAAAGAAAGAACGAGAAAGAGAAAAAGAUGUUAAAGCAAAGAGUCCCUAGGUCACUAUGGAAUCAUUAUCCAGGGAGGGCAGCGAGGUUCCUGAAAGCUGCAUUUUGCUUGCUAAUCUACUGCGGUACCCAGGACAGAAUUCAAGCUUUGCACACACCAGACACGUGCUCCACUGCAGAACUGCAUUCCCAGCAUGAAAGCUGCAAGCGUUCCAUGCUAUUCCAAUGUAUUCCGUGGCUUGGCCUAUGGCCUUGCUGGACCCAAACCGCGAAUUAGGAUUGUAGUUAGCUGUCUUGCAACACUCUUGGUUUCCUCUGCUUCCUCUCUACUGCAGUGCACCGAGUAGCCCUGGCCUGUGGCAGUGAGUUCUUUGGGGCCAUGCUUCUGAGUGGGAUGAGGGAGUCCCAGGGCACAAAGGUGACUCUGCGUACCAUCUCUUCCCAAGACCUGAGACUCCUCGUUUCUUUUGCCUACACUGGAGUUGUUCGAGAAAGAUGGCCAGGAUUGCUAAGAGCUGCCCAGGCUGCUCUGCAAUACCAGAGCUCUUCCUGUCUGGAUUUGUGUCAGAAAGCCUUGGCACAAAGCCUCUGCCCCGCCCUUUGCCUAGCUUUGUUCCCUAUGAUUGAGGCCCCUGGCUUGGAGAAAGUCUGGGGGAAAGCCCACGAUUACCUCCUCAGUCACCUGCCUGCUGUGGCUUCGUGCCCUACCUUUUCAUCCUUGCCAGUUACCUGCCUGGCUGAGCUCCUGGACAGUGAUGAACUCCAUGUGCAAGAAGAGUUUGAGGCUUUCUCAGCUGCACGGUGUUGGCUGGCUGCCAACCCCGAGACCCACGAGUCAGAGGCCAAGGCACUGUUGCGAUGUGUUCGCUUUGGCCGCAUGUCUACCAGAGAGCUGCGAAAGGUGCGGGCAGCUGGGCUCCCCCCAUCUCUGCCCCCCGAUCUGCUGUACCAGCUGAUGGUGGAAGCUGAAGUUCCAGGUCAAGAGAGAUGGAGGGAGCCUGACCAAGCCCUGGUGGUGAUUGGUGGGGAUGGGCUUAGACCUGACAUGGACCGAAGACAGCCAUCAUGCAAAGUGUGGUGGGCCCGGGCAUUUCACUGUGGCAUGGGUCUGGUACGAACUGUGGAGUGGUGCCGGCUGCCCAAUUUGCCUGCCCCAGGGCGCUUUCGGCACGGAGCUGCGAGCCUAACAGGAAGUGAACUCUAUGUGUGUGGGGGACAGGAUUUCUACAGCCACAAUAGCACUCUGGCUUCAACUCUCAGAUGGAGUUCCAGUCAAGAAGACUGGGAGGAGAUGGCACCUUUGUGCCAGGCUCGGAGCUUCUUCCCUUUGGUGGUAUUUGAUGGACAGCUUUAUGCCCUAGGUGGACGAGACAAUGGUGUUGCCCUUAAUUCUGUUGAGACCUAUAACCCUGAACUCAAUGUCUGGAGGCCAGCACCUGCUCUUCCAGCUCCAUGCUUUGCCCAUGCAGCUGCUAUCCUUGAGGACCGAUUAUAUGUCAGCGGUGGCUGUAGCGGGACUGGCCAGUACUUGGACUCACUGAUACACUAUGACCCCAAACUUAAGAGGCCUGGGACGCUUCUGAGCCCAAUGGGAGUUGCCCGGGCUAGCCACGUGAUGGCGGCACUGGGUGGGAAGUUGUAUGUGGCAGGUGGAGUAGGGGACACUGGGGACCUACUAAGCUUUGAAGCCUAUGAACCAAAGAGCGAUAGCUGGACUCAGCUGGCAUCCUUGCCCUCCCCCCAUGUGGGGGCUGCAGGUGCCGUGCUACAGGGGGAGCUCCUGGUACUAGGGGGCUACAGCCACCGUACUUACGCCAUCUCCCACCUUGUUCAUGCCUACUGCCCUGGUCUGGAUCGCUGGCUAUGCCUGGGGACUCUGCCAAGGCCUCGAGCUGAGAUGCCGGCCUGCAUCUUGACAUUGCCCAGUGUGCAGCACAUAGCUUUGGUUCCUACUCAGCACCAAAACAAACCUGCUGGGUGACUGAGGAUCAGCAGGUUGUGAGGGAGGAAGGGAUAAGCAAUACCACGACAAAAGGACAGAACUUAUGAGAGGAGAAGACGGUCUUACUUGCUUGUUUACUUUUUAAAGUUAUUAUUAUUAGGAAGGUUUUUUCAAUUGUAGCUCUGGCUGGCCUUGAACUUGAUAUGUAGCCUGGGCUGGCUUCAAACUCAAAAUCCCCUGGGUGCUAGGAUUGCAUGCUCUACCCCAUCUUGAUUGAGAGGCAUGGUGAUGAUGGUGGUGGUGGUGAUGUCGGUGAUGAUGAUUGACAGGGUCUCUUGUAUCCCAGGCUGGCUUACAACUCCCUAUGUAGUCAAGGAUGACCUUGAGCUCCUGAUCCUACUGCCUCCACCUCGAAAGAGUUGGGAUAGACGGGUGUGGGGGUGCACGCCUUUGAUCCCAGCACUCGGGAGGCAGAGGCAGGUGGAUUUCUGAGUUCGAGGCCAGCCUGGUCUACAAAGUGACUUCCAGGACAGCCAGGGCUACACAGAGAAACCCUGUCUCGAAAAACCAAAAAAAACAAAACAAAAAAGAAAGAAAGAAAAAAAGAAAGAAAGAAAGAAAGAAAGAAAGAAAGAAAGAAACAAAGAAACAAAGAAAGAAAGAAAGAAAGAAACAAAGAAAGAAAGAAAGAAAGAAAGAGUUGGGAUCAUAGGCAUAUACUACCACCCCUGAUCAACCUUAGGACUUCCUGCAUCCUAAGUAGGUAUUCUGCCUACUUACCUCUAUUCUUAACCCUCAAAGAAGGCUUUAUUCUUUUUGUUUGCUUGUUUUGUUUUUAAUUGUUUAAUAUUUAUUUUAUGGAGAUGGGUGUUUUGCUUGCAUAUCUGUGCACACAUUUGUAUCUGGUGCCUGCAGAGGCCAGAAGAGAACAGCAGAUCCUUUGGAGCUGGACUUACAGAUGGUUGUGAGCAACAGUGUGGAUGCUGGGAACUGAUCCCUGGUCCUUGGGAAGAGCAAACCACUGAGCUAUCUUUCCACCCCCUGCUUUUGUGAUUUGAGGCAGUCUCAUUAUGUAGUGCAGAUGAGAAGGCUUUGUUCUUGAUGGUAUUUUACUGCACAUUACACCUUGAAACUCAUACACUGCUUUUGUAUAUGAUCUCUACUAAGAAAAGGGUACUUCUAGAACUCAUGGGAAGCAGGCCUUGGAGAAAAGAUUGGCAGAUAAAUAUUUGGGUAUAGGAGGCAACCAGGAAGAACUCCACAAGGAUUAAAGAGGAGUUUUGUUUUGUUGUUGUUAUUUUCGAGACAGGGUUUCUCUGUGUAGCCCUUGCUGUCCUGGAACUCACUCAGUAGACCAGGCUGGCCUCGAAGACAGAGAUCUACCUGCCUCUGCCUCUCAAGUGCUGAGAUUAAAAGGCUUGUGUCACCACUGCCCAGCAAAGAGGAGUUUUUUGUUUUUGUUUUUUUCGAGACAAGGUUUCUCUGUGUAGCCCUGGCUCUCCUGGAACUCACUCUGUAGACCAGGCUGGCCUCGAACUCAGAAAUCUGUCUGCCUCUGCCUCCCAAGUGCUGGGAUUAAAGGCGUGUGCCACCAUGCCCAGUUACCAAAGAGGAGUUUUUGAUGAAAGAAAUACAGUUAGUUGGGAGUUAAAAGUGGAACUUUUUGGUAGAGUACAUAUUUGGUAUGCAUAAAGUUCUGGUUCUAUAAUCUCUGAAAAGUUUUUUUUAAAAGUAAAACAAGCAAACAAACAAACAAAAACCCAGACUUCAGUAAUCAAAGUAUAGGGACCAGGAAAACACUGGGACAUUUCAAAAAUCAGUGGAGGAGUUUGGAGGGAACUAAACAGUCCUCCCUUUCUUUGGCAUUUUACUCUCUAGUCUCCAGGAUGCCUGAAUUUUAGCCAUAUUCUUUCUUGGGUAGUUUUGUAGGCCCAGCCUUGACUCCACAGGUUGCCUGUGGAGUCUUUUAGUUCCCACUUGAGACAGAAAUGCCCAGGUCUGACUACACGGGCUGUACCAUUAGGUGGUAUACCCAGGGAAUUCUGGCACUUGAAAGGAGGAAGCAGGAGGAUCAGGAUUUGAACUGUUUCAAGAAAACCAAACCACAUCCAACAAAACAAACAAACACCAAAAGGGAGAAGCUCCCAUCAAGAAUUGCACAGCACAGGAACCUGAAGCCAGGCAGGACUAGCAGGGUGAGGUGGGAGCACUCUAGGGGUUGGGGAGGAGAAAGGCCAAGCAGAGAGCAUCCUUGGUAGAAAAAAGGAAAGAAUGAGGUUUGAUGAGAUGGUGGGAGAAUCCACUCAAAUGUCUUUCCUUCCCUUUGGAUGAACUCAAGAACCAGGAUGGGAUCAAGACGAUGAGAGAACAUGGCUGAGAAGGUGACAGAUAAAGAAAGGCAGUUGGGAAGGAAGUUUCUUCUUGUCAGCCCCUUCCCCUUCACAUUAUUUUCGACUUGUUUCCUCUAUUUUUUUGUUUAGGUUUUUGUUUAUUUUGUUGUUGCUCUAGACAAGGUCUCAUGUAGCCGAGGCUAGCCUCAAUCUCAUUGUGUAGCCGAGGCUAGCCUCAAUCUCAUUGUGUAGUUGGGGAUGUCCUUGAACUUCUGAUCCUCCUUGUUUCCAACACCAGAGUCUUGGGAUUACAGGUGUGGACCACCAUGAUGGGGUAAAUGUCUAUGUUUAAGAUAGGCAAGGAAUAUAGUUGAAAAUGAGAAAGUUUAGUUAGACUACAUAAAAGAAAAAAGAAGAUUGAAAAAGAAAAGGAAGAAGGGAAUUGGGGGGUGCACAUUUUUUUGUGAUUUGUUCAUAAAGAUGAGCUUAAAUAAAAAAUUUCGCAUGGACAAAAUAA